AUGAAGCAUUUUGCCGUGGUCUUUCUUUUGGCCAUUCUGGUCCCUCAGGAGUGUUUCCAUGCCACCGUGGAAGCAAGAGAUGGUUUCGUCAGAACCAGAGGCAUCCACUUCACGCUGAAUGGAUACCCUUACUAUGCAAAUGGCUUCAACGCCUACUGGUUAAUGUAUACAGCUUCUGACCCAUCUCAGAGAUUCAAGGUUUCAAAUGCCUUCCGAGAAGCAACAAGUCAUGGCCUUACUGUUGCUAGAACUUGGGCCUUCAGUGAUGGUGGUUAUAGACCCCUACAAUAUUCCCCUGGCUUCUAUAACGAGCAAAUGUUCACGGGGCUGGAUUUCGUUAUAUCUGAGGCCAGAAAGUACGGAAUUAAGCUCAUACUGAGCUUGGUGAACAACUAUGAAAACUUUGGAGGCAAGAAGCAGUACGUGAACUGGGCUAGAAGCCACGGACAGUACCUUACUUCAGAUGAUGAUUUCUUCAGGAGCCCUGUUGUUAAGGGUUACUACAUGAACCAUGUCAGGACUGUUCUUAACAGAUACAACAGAUUCACCGGUACCCAUUACAAAGAUGACCCAACAAUCAUGGCGUGGGAGCUUAUGAACGAGCCUAGGUGUACAUCGGAUCCUUCAGGAAGGACUAUUCAGGCGUGGAUCACGGAAAUGGCCUGGUUUGUGAAGUCCAUAGACAGGAACCACUUAUUGGAAGCAGGACUGGAAGGGUUUUAUGGUCAAUCAACACCACAGAGAAAAAGAUUGAAUCCAGGUUUCGACAUAGGCACAGACUUCAUUGCAAAUAACCGAAUCCAAGCCAUUGAUUUUGCAACAGUCCACUGUUAUCCCGACCAAUGGGUAUCGAGCUCAAACGAGCAGGAUCAGCUUUCGUUCUUGAACAACUGGCUCAGUGCUCACUUCGUCGACGCACAAUACACCAUAAGGAAACCGAUUCUGGUGGCAGAAUUUGGGAAAUCGUUUAGAGGUUCGGGGUACGAGGCGUACGAAAGGGAUCAAGUGUUCAAUGCAGUGUAUUACAAAAUAUACGCUUCGGCUAAGAGAGGAGGAGCUGCAGGGGGGGCUUUGUUCUGGCAGCUUCUCACCGGGGGAAUGGAAUCUUUCCAAGACGGGUAUGGAAUCAUGCUUGGGCAGAGUUCCUCUACGGGUGAUCUCAUUGCGCGCCAGUCUCGGAAGCUGUAUCUGAUUCGGAAGAUCUUCGCGAGGGUGGCGAACAUGCGGCGAUGGCGAAGAUCCAGAGCCAAGAGAGGAUUUUCUGGCUCUGGAGGUGGGAACGGAGCAUUUUGUGGCGCUGAACUUCCUUCAGAAACAUCUAAUCUGGAGUUGGAUUCAAGAGCUAAUGACUUCAGCCAGUAUUGUCAUAAACAAGUUUCAGUUGAUAACCAGGCAACAUGA
This is a messenger RNA of Sphenostylis stenocarpa, 1401 nucleotides long. The record is from the annotation of a GenBank genome assembly. Lineage: Eukaryota; Viridiplantae; Streptophyta; Magnoliopsida; Fabales; Fabaceae.